Messenger RNA from Phalaenopsis equestris, 4611 nucleotides. RefSeq lists its product as uncharacterized. Lineage: Eukaryota; Viridiplantae; Streptophyta; Magnoliopsida; Asparagales; Orchidaceae. Gene Ontology annotation, molecular function: protein binding. Gene Ontology annotation, biological process: positive regulation of DNA-templated transcription. The record is from RefSeq and is a predicted model, not a curated record. The coding region runs from base 95 to 4453 and encodes 1452 amino acids. The transcript is spliced from 10 exons.
GAGGAAUCCAUGGAGAACGAGGGGCAGCUUCAGUGCGUGGGCAAGCUAGAGAUCCUGAAGCCGAAACCUGUGGGCUUCCUGUGCGGAACUCUCCAUGUCCCAACUGAUUCCACCUUCCCAUCUUUCCAUUCAGCCAUCGUUCCCUCCCCCCACACAAUUGGAGCGCCGCGCUAUCAAAUGCUUCCUGCGGAGACCGACCUCAACAGUCUCCCAUUACUCUCCAAUUUUCCAGAAAAAGUCUUCUCGGCGGCUUCUAAUAUCAGUGAAGAGGCAAGCUGUGCUACUCAAUCAUGGAGAAGGUUUCCUUUGCCUUUAUCAUUAUAGCUUGGGAACUACAACUAUACUUCCAAGCACAUCAUCCAUGUCUUUCGUCAUUUAUUAUCCUUUGAAGUCUUUCCUAGGUGUACAAUGGGAUGAUGGUGCGCUCUGUCAAAAUCUUUUUAAAAAAUGUGAAGCGCUUGCUGUAACUGGUUUGACAGAAUAUGGAGAUGAAAUAGAUGUUGUUGCUCCAACAGACAUUUUGAAACAGAUUUUUAAGAUACCUUACUCCAAAGCCCAACUAUCUGUUGCUGUUCAGCGGAUUGGAGAUACUCUCAUUCUAAAUGCAGGCCCCAUUGUUGAAGAAGAAGAAAAGCUUUUCAGAAGACAAAACAACCAAUCUAAAUGUUCCAAUCCAUCAAUAUUUUUGAAUUUCGCAAUGCACUCUGUAAGAGCAGAGGCUUGUGAUUGCCCUCCUGCUCACCAACCUUUUUCACAGAAAAAACCAACCUCCCCCAGCUUGCCGGUAAACUUUGGAGUUACUGGGGAUUCAUAUAUGUCUUCCACAUCCGGUAACACUAAGUCUCAUAUUCUGGAUCACAAGAAUCCCAAUGAAGGUAAAAAGCCUUCCCUAUCCAAUAAUGAUAAUUACUUUUGGGACAACAAGAUGAAUAAGCAGAAAAUUAGGUCAGAUUCUUUCAAAAGAACUCAAAUUGGCGAAAAGCCUAGAGGUCCAAUACAAGAUUCCGAACAACACAGGAGACCUGGUAACAAUGCCUUCCUGAGGGUUCUAUUUUGGCAAUUUCACAAUUUUCGAAUGCUUUUGGGCAGUGAUAUGCUUCUAUUUAGCAAUGAUAAAUAUUUAGCAGUAAGCUUGCACCUGUGGGAUGUAACAAGACAGGUCACACCAUUAACUUGGCUUGAAGCUUGGCUAGACAACAUUAUGGCAAAUGUGCCUGAAUUGGCCAUCUGUUACCACCAAAAUGGUGUUGUUCAAGGUUAUGAACUUCUGAAAACAGAUGAUAUUUUUCUACUUAAAGGUGUAUCUGAGGAUGGAGUUCCUGCUUUCCACCCACAAGUUGUCCAGCAGAAUGGUCUUUCAGUGUUGAGAUUUCUCCAGGAAAACUGCAAACAAGAUCCUGGUGCAUAUUGGCUCUACAAAGGUUCUGGAGAGGAUGUAAUACAACUCUUUGAUCUUUCUGUCCUACCUAAGAAUCAUCCAGAUGAUGCUCAUGAUAAGGCCCCCAGUUCUCUAUCAUCCCUAAUGCAGAAAGGAAGAAGAGAUACCAUGUUCUCUCUAGGGAUUCUUCUUUACCGUAUCGCUCAUAGGCUGUCAUUCUCAAAGGCACCAAGUAAUCAUACAAAGUGUGCAAAGUUCUUCAAAAAAUGUUUGGAUUUUCUUUGUGAGCAGGACCAUAUGGUGGUCCGUGCAUAUGCACACGAGCAAUUUGCUCGACUCAUCUUGAAAUGCUAUGAGGGAUUGGAGAUAACAUCGGAAAAUUUUCGUGUCGAUUCUGAGGUUAGAGUGAAUACCUUGGAAGAAGAAUGUUCAGCAUUUCCUUUCUCAAUGUUUGGUUCACCUGGACAAUGCACAGGCCUUUCCGAAGAUGAUACAGCAGCCAAAGAUAGAAAUACCGUUACAGGAGCAUCAAUAGAUGCAUCUCUCAUGCUAAACAUAGAAGAAGAAAAUUCAAAAAAUUCUGAAAAUGUUUUCGUGUAUCAAGCACCAGUAGCAAGAGGAUUUUCAAAUACUAUAGCUAGUCCUCAAACAAAUGAUUCCUUAGACAUAUGCCAGAUAUCCACGUCUCCCAAUCUACCUAAAAUAGUUGCUGAUCCAAUCUCUUCCAAAUUGGCGGCUAUACAACAUGUCUCUCAAGCAAUUAAAUCUCUUCGGUUGAAAAGACAAUUGCAAAAUGCUCAAGGAGAUUUUACUGACCCUGGAAACAGAUUGAAUGACAGACCAACAACAGUCAACCUAUCUCUUUGUGUUUGUGGUGAUGUUAAUUGUAUUGAAAUCUGUGAUAUUAGGGAAUGGCUUCCAAAAGCUAAAUUGGACCAGAAGAUGUGGAAUCUUGUUUUGCUACUAGGAGAGUCAUAUCUGGCUCUUGGGGAUGCUUACAAGAUGGAUGGGCAAUUGCAUCGAGCUCUUAAGGUUGUUGAGUUGGCUUGUUUAGUUUAUGGAUCAAUGCCACAGCAUCUGGAUGAUGCUCGAUUUAUCUCAUCUAUGGACAGUGGAGAAUCAUAUCAGCUUAAGUUGAAAGAAAGUGAUGGUAUCCCAAUUUUCUUAAGAGAUGCUCAGGAAGGCCUGAAUUUCAAGCUGUUUAAGGAAGGUUAUCUAUCCGAGCAUUUAUCUCCUGCCUAUUUAUUUUGGCCUAAGGCCUGGUCUCUUGUUGGGGAUGUAUAUGUAGAUUAUCAAAGAACAAAAGGUAAAGAAGUGAGGGAAGGAGAAGAUGACAGGACAUCAGGCAGUGAGCUUCUGGUGUCAAAUGAAGUUGCGAAGGAGGUUAUGCGCCUUAAAAAGAAGCUAGGACAGUACAUGAAAAACUGCAGUUCCUGCUUAUUGAUAAACUGUAGCUGUCAAAACGAUAGAGCAAGCAGUGGCAACAGUGCAAGUAGUAGUGGCAAUGUUCUUCCAGCAUACAGCAGAAAGCAAAAUAGAAAAUCAACCUUUAGGGCUUCUUUUGCACACUGUGGAAACAUUAAUGAUACCAGCAGUUCCUGCAGAUCAGACUAUUUUAGUGUUUCUGAAAAUGAGCAUUGCAAAAAUAACAGUGACAUAGAUAAGCAUGUGGUUUCAGCAAAACCCUCUAAUGCAUCUUCAACUGUCUUGGGCAUCGCAGACACUGAGAAUACCUUAGAUAGGACACCUUCUAAGCAAACAGUUUUUACUCCAUUAAGUAUCACAGGUGCAUCUAAAGUUGGAAAUGGAGGUAUUUUUAGGUUUCUUCAAGGUCCUGAACGAGAUAGUGUCGAGUACAAUUUUUCAACUGCUAUAUACUGUUAUAAUGCAGCAUGGAAAGCAAUGAAAGGAUUUCAUCUUUGUUCAGCAGAAUUGACUUCUGUACUAAAGAAGAAAGGAUGGGUUUCUAAUGAACUAGGUCGCUUUAGACUUGAUAAAAAGGACUUGGCUUCUGCUGAAAUUGCAUUUGCUGAGGCUAUUCAGGCAUUCAAAGAGGUUUCUGACCAUACCAAUAUUAUACUUAUAUAUUGUAAUCUUGGUCAUGGGAGAAGAUCAUUGGCUGAAGAACUGGUAUCCAAGUUAGAUGAGCUUGCUAAAUAUGAUGUCUUUCAAAAUGCAUAUAAAAAGGUCAUUACGAGUGCAAAAUUGGAAUAUGAUAAAUCACUUAAACAUUAUGGCGCUGCGAAAAUGGAACUUGAUUCAGUUAGUGGAACUUGUGCUACUUCGUUAUAUAAUGAAGUGCAUACACAGUUUGCUCACACUUAUUUGAGACUUGGAAUGCUUUUGGCAAAAGAGGGCAUUUCAGAUAAGGUUCAUUCAGGUACUAAUAAAGACUAUUCUGUUAAUCUAAGCACGGUAGAUCAACAAAAAAAGAUAACUUCAGCAAGUGAUGCUUUUUGGGAGGCACUUUCCUUGUAUAAAUCUCUCGGUAUGCUUCGGAAACAGGAAGCUGCUUUUGCGCACUUUCAACUGGCCAACUUUCAUCGAGACAAUUGCUUGAAACUUGUAGAUUUGGAACAAAAACAGUUUAACUUUGCUAAAGGAGAGAACAGGCAUCUAAAGGCCAAGUGGUAUUCUUCUUUAGCUGAUAAGCACUGGAAGAAGGCUUUAGACUUCUAUGGCCCUAUGACACAUCCUGCCAUGUACCUUAACAUUCUCUUGGAGCAAGCAGCACUUUCUAUAGACCUCUCAUACACGUUUCAUUCAAAUGCGAUGCUGGAAGCUGCCCUACUUCACCUACUUGAUGGACGACUGAUAAUAGGAACAAAUAAAGACUCUGAAAUUGAUGAGGAUUCACAGAUAAAAUCAAAAUUCUGGAGUAAGUUACAAAAUCUGUUGAAGAACAUGCUAUCCUCUUCUCUCUCAGGUGGCUGCAACAAAACUGGUGGGACAAGCCAGCCUGCGCCUGCUGUUAAAGUUUGGGAUGGUGUAAAACUGAGGGAGAUGUUUCGCUUGUCCCUGAAAUCAACUAGUUUCAGUCAGCUGCAUGAUAUGCACAGGUUGUGGUUGUCCUAAAUUACAUUACACGUUCUUGGUGGGUAUGAGGAUUGCAAGCCUGUUUUGUACAAAUCUACUGAGAAAUGUGUGUUCCCGUGUAUAAUCUUGAAGUAAUUAGAUGGUUAUGUGAUUGUUAAAUAUUAAUUUGAUUAGUUAUUAUAUUAAAUGUGUGAUAU